AUCCCUAGGACGAUUCUGCGCACUUUUUAGGAUUCCUACGAAACAAGUUAUCGAUUUUUCUAAUAUUUCUUGUAAUGUUCGGUUGAAACACUAAAAUGCUGAUAAUAUUAGGAAUAUUAUACCAUUUAUCUUUAUCAGAUUGUGCAUUAUUGUUAUGGAGUACACAAAAAUUAAAUUUCCCAGCUUUUACACUUUUUAAUCAAGACGAUUACGAACAACUUUUAAAAGAUUUAAAAGAACCAAAUGUUAUUCCCUUUAGUGUUGAUAUAGAUAAAGCUGCUGAUGUUAUCCCAAGAAAAUUGGGAAAUCUUUAUUCAUCUUACAUCCCCAUGACAACUUUUUUCAUAGAAGAAAGUCAAGACCUCACUGAUGAUUUAUCCAUUAAUAGUAAAAUCAUAAAAGAUUCUUUAGAGAACUAUAAAUCCAACACCAAUUAUUAUGAAAAUGUUUUGGUGGCAAUUUUUUGUGAAUCUUCAAGAGUAAAACGUGAAGAUAAAGAUCCAAAUACAACAGAAACUAACAUCCAAACGACUCAAUUACCAACGCAAAUCCCCACACAAAUUCCAACUCAAAAACCUAUAACUGAAAAACCUGAGGAGCCACCACCAAUUGAUUUUAAAGGUCCAGUUUUGUAUGAUGGAGAAGGAUCCGUUUUGCUUUAUUCCUCACAACCACCCAUGCUACGAUUAAAUUCAACAAUCAUUUAUUUACCACCAGCUAAAUCAGUAACCAUUGAUGUUCGAGCUCGUGAUGGUUACACUCGUUUGAGUCCAACCAUAAGCAUGGUUGAAGGAAAAAUUCUUCUUCGAUUUAAAUUUCACACUUCACAUGGUCACUGGAGUCUCACCUCAGUUGAAGUGGUUAAUCAACUUAAAGAUGAAAGUAUAACUUAUAAUCUAUCAAUAAUUGGCACAGUUAGUGCUCCAAAUCAUUUCUCUUAUCAUUGCCAUAAAGACACCGUUUUUAAAGACGCUUCUGGAAACGUUGAAUUAAUUCUUUAUAAGAUUCAAGCUCAACCCGAUGCUAAAAAUGGUCGAUUUUGCGAUGCUUAUAAUUGCGUUAAUUUUAUGUCCGGUCCUAUUUGGUCGGGGAUUUUAGUUACAGCAUCUUUAAUCGUUGGUUUUUUUAUUGCAUUAGCUGCUCUUGGAGAUAUUAAAACGAUGGAUAAAUUUGAUAAUUAUAAAACUAAACAACUCAAUAUUACAGUAGCUGAGUAAGUUAAAAAAAAACAUGAUGUAAUCGUUUUAGUUUGUUGUUGUCAAAUAAAAAUUAAUUAGUGUAAUGAUGAAAAAUAAAUAAUAACGAAAA
Messenger RNA from Onthophagus taurus, 1308 nucleotides. RefSeq lists its product as uncharacterized. Gene Ontology annotation, cellular component: proton-transporting V-type ATPase complex. The record is from RefSeq and is a predicted model, not a curated record. Gene Ontology annotation, molecular function: ATPase activator activity. Lineage: Eukaryota; Metazoa; Arthropoda; Insecta; Coleoptera; Scarabaeidae.